Molecule: messenger RNA, 567 nt
Organism: Odobenus rosmarus divergens (Pacific walrus)
Lineage: Eukaryota; Metazoa; Chordata; Mammalia; Carnivora; Odobenidae
Gene: PRR29
Product: chromosome unknown open reading frame, human C17orf72
Exons: 6
Coding region: 1-567 (188 amino acids)
Source: RefSeq, a predicted model, not a curated record
AUGGCCUCCGGCCCUGGAGGAAGCUGGGGUCAGCCCCAACCGCAGAGUGCAGCCCGGACGCCCUGGAUGACCGUCCUGCAGCCUGUCACAUGGGCCGUCCCACCGCCGCCCCCGCAGCCGGGCCGAGUGAAGGAAGACCUGCUGGAACUGAUGUUGCUGCAGAACGCACAGAUGCACCAGCUGCUGCUGAGUGGCCUGGUGGCAGCAGCGCUCCACCCGGGGCCAGCCUCUUGCCACCCACAGGUCUACCUGGAGGGUCAACAGGAGGAGGAGGAGGAGAUGCAAGCCCAGGAGGAAGGGCCUUUGGUGUUUCAUCACCACUACCUGCCCUGCCCGAUGCCCAUGCUGGGCCCCUCGCUACCCUGGCCAGUCCCUUUCCUUUCCCUCCCCCCACAUCAGCCUCACUUGCAGAACACAUCCAGGAUUCAGCACUGCCCUCCUGCCUCUGGGAAAAGGGGGGGAAGAACCAUAACCGUGCCCCCACCCCCACCCCCUAGUGCCACAGGCACUGUGGGUGCGGAUGUACCCCCGGCUUCAGACUACUGUGAUGCCGAGAGCCUACCGUGA